UUGUUGAAAAAAGUUUUUAAUCAUGCCGGUCUUCAGUGGACGUUGCUACAGUAACGCUAAACUAAUAGGAAAGACCGCAAUUGUAACUGGAUGUAACACAGGGAUUGGGAAGGAAACGGUACGCGAUUUUUAUAGGAGAGGUGCAAAAGUAAUAAUGGCAUGCAGGAAUAUUGACAAAGCAGAAGCAGCUAAAAAUGAUAUAGAAGACAGUUGCAAAGAUCUACCCGAGAAGGGAAAUCUGAUUGUAGAGAAAUGUGACCUAUCCUCAUUGUCAUCAGUUCGAGAAUUUACAAAAAAGAUAUUAAACUCUGAAUCCCAUAUAAAUAUACUUGUGAAUAAUGCUGGAGUUAUGAUGUGUCCUAAGGGAGUCACUGAAGAUGGGUUUGAGGUACAAUUUGGUACUAAUCAUUUGGCUCAUUUCCUCUUAACAAUGCUGCUCCUUCCUUGUAUAAGGAACAGCACGCCUGCAAGAAUUGUGACUGUAUCUUCUGCUGCACAUACAAGAUAUGACAUAAACUUUGAUGACUUGAACUACGAAAAUCGACGUUACAACUCAGCAGAAGCAUAUUCGCAGAGCAAACUAGCAAAUGUGCUUUUUUCAAGAGAACUAGCAGCUAAGCUUAAAGCCCACAACAUAGAGGGUAUAAAUACAUACAGUCUGCACCCCGGCGUGAUACGCACUGAGCUGGGAAGGCACAUGGAUGAUGUGCUGUUCAAAGGUGCGAGAAGAAUCAUAGGAUUCUUCUUCUACCCGUUCUUUAAAUCUCCAGAACUUGGCGCUCAAACGACAAUAUAUUGCGCCGUUGACGACAAAUGCGCUAACGAAACUGGAUUGUACUACAGUGAUUGUGUAGUGAAAAAUCCAGACCGAAAAGCUCUCAACGAUGAAUAUGCGAAGAAACUAUGGGAAAAGUCCGUGGAACUGGUUAAGUUAGGAGAUUUUGAUCCAUUCACUGCCGUCCAUUCUGGUGUUGCUAGUAAAUAAUUUUAAUGUAGCCUCGUUUACAUUCUUCUUGUCGCGCUUUCAGCAAUAAUUCCAUUAAUACUGCCGUAGCACGAUUGGGAGAAUUAUUAUAUACAAGUACAUACUGCUUCAUUGGUUCAGUUAGCCUAUGGCACAGAAUAAUGAACGUACAGAAUGAGUCUUUACAAGCAGCGUGUAUUAUUGUAUUUUAAAAUUAAACACUAACAACAAUAUAAUAAUCAAUAUUUACCAAUAAAAAAUACUCCAUCGUGUUUAUAAUAUUAGUAGGAUUAGGUGGCUAAUGGAUCAAAGUUAGUGGAUAGGCCAUUUGGUCCAUGCUGCCGCUGAAGUAAGCUGAAUGUAAACUUAUAGUAAAUCAGCUUAAUGUCGCCGCACACGGGCCACACGCGACAGCCACAAAUGCCACCACAAGAAUGGGCCACGAAAGUAGCUGAAGCGCGCGACAGCCACUUGUGGCCGGUGGUCGACACUUGUGGCCGGUGGUCAACGCUUGUGGUCGGUGGCUGCUACUUUUUUUAACCCAUGCAUCAUCAUCAUUCAUCAUUAUCAACCGGUAUAUCAAAUAUGCCGGUAGCGGUGUUUUGUGGUUUUGGCCGUUGGCCCGUAUGUGGGAGCCCUUAUAGUAAUGACAUAAUUUUAUCUGUUAAGCCUGUGAUUAAAUAAUAAACGCAUAAAAUGUAAUAAUUUUGUUGAUUAUGCGGAUCUUUUGUGGUGGUACGAGUAUUAAUAAGAUUAUACUUUGUUUCAUAAAUAUACUGUUGAGUUUAUUGAAUCAGAACUAUUUUAUAAUUAUACAAAAAAUAUUAUUUAUAAUGAAUUUACAAUACUCACUUUUUUUAUAAAAUUUAUUUAUAUCAAUAAACGUUUAUAUCACGA
This is a messenger RNA of Bicyclus anynana (squinting bush brown), 1861 nucleotides long. Its product is annotated as retinol dehydrogenase 13. The record is from RefSeq and is a predicted model, not a curated record. Bases 23 to 985 code for a protein of 320 amino acids. Lineage: Eukaryota; Metazoa; Arthropoda; Insecta; Lepidoptera; Nymphalidae. The transcript is spliced from 5 exons.